This is a messenger RNA of Eimeria mitis, 462 nucleotides long. RefSeq lists its product as uncharacterized. NCBI's taxonomy places the organism in Eukaryota, Apicomplexa, Conoidasida, Eucoccidiorida, Eimeriidae. The record is from RefSeq and is a predicted model, not a curated record. The transcript has 4 exons. The coding region runs from base 1 to 462 and encodes 153 amino acids.
AUGUUGCGCUGUAACCAGCAGCAGCAGCAGCAGCAGCAGCAGCAGCAGGAAGUGCAGCAGCAGCAGCAGCAGCAGCAGCAGCAGGAAGUGCAGCAGCAGCAGCAGCAGCACCAAAACCAGCAGCACCACCGAACCAAACCACAUCCCACCAUCAUAGAUGCUUUCAGCUCGGAGUUCUCGUGGCGGUCGCCGCAAUAUUUCCUGCGGGCUAUUGAAGGCGGCGGUGAGGUGUACGUACACCUCAACCAGCAAGCAGCAGCAGCAGCAGCAGCAGCAGCAGCAGGAGCAGCAGCAGGAGCAGCAGCAGGAGAAGAGGAGGUAGCAGCAGAAGAAGAGGAAGAAGAGGAAGCAGCAGCAGCAGCAGCAGCAGCAGCAGGGUGUUUAUCAACAUAUGAUACAGCAGCAGCAACAGCAGCAGCAAAAACAGCAGCAGCAACAGCAGCAGCAAGGUUCAUUGGUUAA